AUGGAUAUCCGACGUUCUGUCUUAGAAGCCACGACUGCGGCGCCAAACACGCCUCCCACCAAGAAAAGCUCGCGACAAAAACGAAUGAGUUCGCUGAGUCCGAAUGCCGAGGUGAUGAUGACUAAAUCGGCUAUGCCCACUUAUAGAGUCGGAAUUAAAGCACAAGUCAGAACAAUCGGAGACUUAGUGAGCUUAAUUUGGCUUGUUGGUGGUCGGCAAACUCAGCCACCAAAAAGAACAAUGUCUAGCGCUGUGACCUCAACAGGAACAAUCUCUAGCGUAGCAAACAAAUGUUGGAUUCACAUGAAGAUUUCCAACAUGAGUACCAAACUUCCCUUCCAACAAUCGAUGGAGAUAAUCUGUAGCCAAACGCCAUGCACAAGUAUCGUCGCUGCUGGAGCCAUAGUUGUCACUUCUAUCUUGCUGGUCGCUUUGAGAUUCUUGAGCGGAACACCCAAAGUCAAGAUACUCCUUCAAGACGAGAUCAAAAGUGCGCGACACAGAGCUCUGGAGUAUUGCUUCAAUCCUCGAGCUGUUAUGGCGAAAGGAUAUGCAAGGUUCAAAAAUGAGGUCUUUGGUCUUGAUACGCAGGAUGGAGUCAAACUUGUGAUUCCACCUAGCUUCCUCGAUGAACUAAAAAGCCAUCCUGCGCUCAGCUUCAAAGUCUCAAUUGAUAAUGAUAUGCAAAUCGAGUAUACGCAUUUUGGCGGUCCAGCAGAAUACGUAAUCCACGCUAUCAAGGCUAAUUUGACCGCAUCCCUCUGUGAGUAUCGUCCCUGCGGGUUGCUUCGUAUGCCAGUUAGGCUAAUGACCCUAGCCGCCUUCACACCACUCUUGCAUCGCAUGGUUCAAAAGAACAUGCCAAGAAUUAUCGGAAAAUACAAAGACUGGACUCCCGUCAAAGUCCACGACAGAGUCCUCCGCCUCAUCGCCACCAACAACGCUCGCGUCUUCCAAGGCACAGCCGCCAGCCUCGACGAAAAAUGGCUCGAAGCAUCCACCGGCUACGUCCUAGCCUGCUUCGACUGCAUCCGCGCUCUCAAACAAUGGCACCCCUGGCUCCGACCUCUCGUGUACAGAUUCAUCCCCGAGCGCGCAGCCAUCAAAGACCAAUGGCUCAAAGGCCGCAAGCGUGUCAUGGCUUCUAUGCGUGAGAGGCAAGGCAAAGGAGGGAACCUUGAGGAUCCGCCUACUAUGCUGGAUCAUUUGAGUAAUGGGAGGAACGAGCAUAUUGCGGACGAUGUUGAGCUACAGUUGUUGCAUCAGAUGACUUUGAUUGCUGUUGGGACUGUUACAACGUUUUCGUCGACGACACAGGCUAUUUAUGAUCUCGUGGCGCAUCCGGAGUAUAUCCCUAUUCUUCGGGAGGAAGUUGAGUCCGUGCCUCGAAAUCAUAAUGGGAACUUCACCAAAGACUCAACAGUGGCUAUGGAUAAGCUUGACAGUUUUCUCAAAGAGAGUCAGCGCUUUAAUUCACCCGAUCUCACUACCUUCCAACGCGCAGCCAUCGCAGACAUGAAACUCCCAGACGGCACAUUCGUCCCCAAAGGCACCAAACUAGAAAUCAACACUUGCUCCAUCCACAAAGAUCCCGAGUUAUAUGAGAACCCAGAGGAGUUUGAUGGUUUGCGCUUUCAUAAAUGGCGCAAAGUCCCUGGCAAGGAAAAGAAGUACAUGUAUUCCAGCAGCGGGACGGAUGAUCUGUCCUGGGGCUUUGGACGACAUGCGUGCCCGGGGAGAUAUCUUAGCGCCAUUAACAUCAAGCUCAUCAUGGCGGAACUGUUGAUGAACUAUGAUAUCAAGCUGCCCGAUGGAGUGAGUCGACCUAAGAAUAUCGAGUUUGAAGUAUUGUGCUCUCCUGAACCGGACUUUGAGAUCCUUUUUAAGGACAGGAAUCAUUAG
Messenger RNA from Fusarium mangiferae, 1902 nucleotides. RefSeq lists its product as uncharacterized. The coding region runs from base 1 to 1902 and encodes 633 amino acids. NCBI's taxonomy places the organism in Eukaryota, Fungi, Ascomycota, Sordariomycetes, Hypocreales, Nectriaceae. The record is from RefSeq and is a predicted model, not a curated record. Gene Ontology annotation, molecular function: heme binding; oxidoreductase activity, acting on paired donors, with incorporation or reduction of molecular oxygen; monooxygenase activity. The transcript is spliced from 8 exons.